GGUUUUUGGAAAUGCUCCGCCAAAUACAAUGACAGAAAAAUUUUCUGAUCUUCUGCAGUUCACAACUCAAGUCUCAAGACUGAUGGUGACAGAAAUUCGAAGGAGAGCAUCAAACAAGUCCACAGAUUCACAGGAAGGUGCAAAUGUAAGUACAAAGGGACCCUUGUGCCCCUCAUCUACCUUCCUCCAUUGGUGACAUCUUGCUUCCCAGGUAUUUUAAAGAUAUUUUUUUCAUAUCGUGUAAUUCCAUAUUAUUUUUAAUUUUAAACUUUUCAAAUUCAUUAACUUUAGAAUCCAUUGAAUUAAGAUUUAAUUUGUGUAGAUUGUAUCUCCACAAGAGGAACCUUUUUAAAUCACCCUGUCUCAAAUAGAUCUUUUAUACUCCAUCCCCACACGAGUUAGUAUUCAGUCAUACUGAACACUUACUUUGUAGCAUUGUCAGCAUCUGAAAGUAUCUUGUUCAUUUACUUAUUUAAUUCCAUUGUCUCUUGUGCUCAUCCUGUGUCACCUAGAAGACUACUUGUGCUUCUAGAUGAGGUACUAAUACACUUUUACUGAUUUUUGACAAAGGAGUUGUCUGUUUUAUUUUGGUUCUUUGAGAAUUGGAGUAGUAUGAAAAAAACCCAGCCUUAUUGAUGUUUAAGAGAAAACAGCCUAAUUUUAGACUAUCUCUUCAGUCAGCCUUAAAGAACCCUGGCUGUGGGAAUCCGUGAUCUCUUCUUUUACUUUAAUCUUGAACAUUGGAAGUUUCUUUUGGUCAGUGAUGCUAUCACAACUACUUUUACAGAGUCUUUUUUUAUCUUUUGACUUUACUAGUAAAAAUUUUUUUUGAUUUUCAGGAUCUAGGUACAUCCUUAGUCAUCUCACCUCUUAUAUAUCUCAUCUUUAUUUUCUGAUUGAUUUUUUUUUUUUUUGGUACCAUCAAUCCACAACCACAUGAGGAACACUAUGUCCACCAGACUCCCCCAUCACCAAGUACCCCCCACAAAUGAUUGAUUUUUAUUCUGAUUAAAAAACAUAUAACAUGGCACCUACCCUAGGCAAAUUCUUAAGUGUACAGUAUAGUUAACUGUAAGCACAGCAGAUCUCUAGAACUUUUUCCUUCUGCACAACUGUAACUUUGUAUUCAUUGAAACAAGCUAACUCCCCAUUUCUUCCUCCUCCCAGCUGUUGACAGCCACCAUUUUACUUUCUGCUUCUAUGAAUUUGGCUGCUUUCAAUACCUUACCUCCCUUUUAUUUUACAGGAAGCUAUCACUGUAAGUAAUUUUCUUAUAAUUUACAUGCACAUAAUUUUAUUCCAAAAGAAUCCCCUAUUAUUCAUAUGAAAAUUAGCUGUAUUUGUUGUGUAUUAGCAUAAGAUUAUUCUUACAGGACUCCUGAAUUUGGUGUGAAAUCCUUGUUUUUUGGUUUGUCACCUAAUCAGCACUUAUGUGUCAAGUCUUUUUCUCAGAUGACUUCUAACAUGGAUUGUAGAUAUCUCAAUAGGAAGACAUGCUUAUCUGCAAUUCUGCUUUUUAAAUCUAUCCAUCAGAAGUUUGUGAAAAUGGGAACUUUUAAGGAAUAUCAACAUUUAGGCUAGAUACACAGACUGAUUUAUAAGACAUUAGGGCAACUUCCCAGUUCUAGUUCUUUCUCUGUCUCCAGUAAUUCUCUCUUGGUUGUUGCCUCUGUAUGGCUUUUGUUAAAAAUAUAUAUUGCCUUUUCUAUGCCUGUGCUCUGCCCAAGCGCCAUCCAUUUUCUCGUAGGUUAGGAGGGUCUUUGGUGUCGGGGAUAAAAAUUACCAUGGCUUCCAGUGCUUUGACGAAACCUCAGAUGCAAGGCCUUCUGGCCAAGUGCCUGUGGUUUCAUAUUGUCAGAGAAUUUAUUGUAUCCCUGGGGGUUGCAGCUUUCUGUAAGUUCGCUGUGGCUGAACCAAGAAAGAAGGCAUAUGCAGAUUUCUACAGAAAUUGUGAUUCCAUGAAAGAUUUUGAGGAGAUGAGCAAGGCUGGUAUCUUUCAGAAUGCAAAGUGAUUUUAGAAUGUGAAGAAUUUAUUUAGGUUGCAUUCCAUGGAAGUUUUUUACUGAUCUGUGUUCCUGAACUAUGAAACUUGAAUAUUUGGGGUAAAGAAUAGUUCCCCUUGAUAAAUAAAUAGUUAAUAUACACUGUGGAAGACAAAAUAUCUAUUGCCACUCAACUAAUUUGAGAAAAUACAUGAUAUUGUGCCCAUAUUGUGUACAGGGUGUAGCUCAAGAUUUUUUUCCCAUCUCUUCUUCUUGUUAAGCUCAACCAUGCAAUCUGCUUAAUUCUGACAGCACAUGGCUGAUUUACAUCACUGAAGCAAAAAAUUCCCACCUGAAUAAAAAUAGUAUCUUCAGUUUACUAUUACUAACCUUGCUGCACACUAGGUGUCACUGUUAAACACAGUGGUGCGAUCCCCUUGGAUGGCAGCCUGGUGCUGGAGAAGCUGGGUCAUGCUGACCAUGCUUGGCAUCU
Molecule: messenger RNA, 2475 nt
Organism: Manis javanica (Malayan pangolin)
Lineage: Eukaryota; Metazoa; Chordata; Mammalia; Pholidota; Manidae
Source: RefSeq, a predicted model, not a curated record